This is a messenger RNA of Haliotis rubra (blacklip abalone), 822 nucleotides long. RefSeq names its product isatin hydrolase-like. NCBI's taxonomy places the organism in Eukaryota, Metazoa, Mollusca, Gastropoda, Lepetellida, Haliotidae. Bases 1 to 822 code for a protein of 273 amino acids. The transcript has 2 exons. Gene Ontology annotation, molecular function: arylformamidase activity. The record is from RefSeq and is a predicted model, not a curated record.
AUGAAAGUGAUAGACCUUACCUGGGCCCACAAAAAGGAAAUGCCCCAAUGGCCAGGCGAGGGAAUUCCGAAAUUCAAGUUAAACAUCGUCAACCGUGGCUUCCUCGCAAAGUUGUGGUAUGAAAUAAACUGGUUUGUUACCCCCGAACACGCAGGAACGCAUUUCGAUUCCCCCGCCCACUUUUCCAAAGGUAAGUGGAGGGCGCAUGAGAUUCCGCCCGAGCGUCUGAUUGGUCCAGCGGUGGUUAUCGACGUGACGUCACAAGCGGAAAGGGAUCACGAUUACAGAGUAACAAAGUCUGACUUCGACAAGUACGAACGAGAGCACGGUCGAAUCCCACACGGUGCCAUUGUACUCAUGAAUUCAGGUUGGGGCGCCCGUUUUCAAGACAAGAAACUUGUUUUCAACAGCGAGAAGGUCGACGACCCCUCAACCUACCAUUUCCCAGGUUACCACGAGGACGCCAUUUCCUGGCUGUUGACCAAUAGAAACGUCAGUAUGGUUGGGGUCGACACUCCCUCCUUGGACUACGGGCAGUCGACGACCUUCAAAGUUCACGUGCUGUGUGGAGAAAACGGAAUUAUCGGACUGGAAAAUGUGGCUAACAUUGACCAGAUUCCAGUCUUCGGGGCCACAGUAUUUGUAGGUGCAAUGAAGGUGUUCGAUGGAAGUGGUGGACCUGCCCGAAUUAUAGCGACCUUUGACCCGCUUGUUUCCCAUGAGCACAGGGCAACGUGGAUUGUUGUCAUAGUUACCAGUUUAUUGUUUGGUAUCUACGGUAUAUACAGCACGUGUUUCGUGAUACAGAGAGCACGUCAGUGA